UUAAUCGAUGUUUCUGUAUCUUGUUUGCGAAUUAGCUCGUGCUAGCAGGAGGUGUGACAGCAGCGAGUGAACACGGAAAGACUAUUUUCUGUUUUGAGAAUUGUCCUAGGGACAAAUACACUUGAGAUGUCCGAAAAAGAUUUUGCUCCUCUAAGUGCAGCCUGUGUUCGUGCUUUGAACGAUAAAAUGUAUGAUAAAAGGAAAGCUGCUGCCUUGGAAAUAGAGAAGAUGGUUAAAGAUUUUGAAGCUGUGAACAACACAGUGCAGAUUAAAAAAUUGCUUCGUGUAUUAGGUCAAGACUUUACUCUUUCUCAUAAUGCAAACAGUAGGAAAGGUGGUUUAAUUGGAUUGGCAGCAAUGGCAAUAGCAUUGGGUAAAGAUACAUCUUUCUACAUUGAUGAAUUAGUGUGCCCUAUUAUGUCUUGUUUUUCUGACCAGGACAGUAGAGUGCGUUAUUAUGCAUGUGAAGCGUUAUACAAUGUUGUGAAAGUUGCCCGUGGAUCUGUUUUACCUUUUUUCAAUGAUAUAUUUGAUGCAUUGAGCAAGGUAGAUAUUGUAACUGAAAGUUCUUCAUUUGAUUUAGUUGCAUUUAUGCCUCUUUUAAGAGAGAGGAUUUAUACAAAAAAUCCUUUUGCCAGACAGUUUUUAGUUUCAUGG
Molecule: messenger RNA, 657 nt
Organism: Centruroides sculpturatus (bark scorpion)
Lineage: Eukaryota; Metazoa; Arthropoda; Arachnida; Scorpiones; Buthidae
Product: protein VAC14 homolog
Exons: 4
Biological process (GO): positive regulation of kinase activity; phosphatidylinositol biosynthetic process
Cellular component (GO): PAS complex; endosome membrane
Source: RefSeq, a predicted model, not a curated record